Nematocida major is the source of this 471-nucleotide messenger RNA. RefSeq lists its product as uncharacterized. The record is from RefSeq and is a predicted model, not a curated record. The transcript has a single exon. NCBI's taxonomy places the organism in Eukaryota, Fungi, Microsporidia. The coding region runs from base 1 to 471 and encodes 156 amino acids.
AUGGAAUACUACAGCCUAAAAGACGCGCUUUCCGAGGGGGUGCUUCUGAAAGUGAGGCUGAAGUGCGAGGUUUCAGACGCGCGCGUGCAGGAGCUUCUAAAGGGGCGGCCUAUUGAAGGCGACUGCGUGUAUCUUCCGUACUACAUGGUUGAGUGCAUUUCGAGCACCAGCUAUGUGGAGAUAGUUGACGUUCUAGGGCAAGAAGUGCUUGAGGAGAUGGAGGGUGCGCCGGAGCACGUGGACAUGGAGGGCCGGCUUUUCUACAGCGCGCUGUGCAAAAUCGACGGGAUGCAUCCGCUGGGGCCGGGUGCGAAGGCGACGGUGAAGGCGAUGCAUCUGAGCCGGGCGGUUUCUGGGAGCGCGGAGUUGGGGGGCUCUGCGGUGCGGGGCGUGUACUCGCGGGAGGAGGAGGCGAUUCUCCGGAAGGGGCGGCUUGGGUGGCGAGGGGGCAAAAAGGAAGAGCAAAAAUGA